This is a messenger RNA of Zasmidium cellare ATCC 36951, 876 nucleotides long. RefSeq lists its product as uncharacterized. Lineage: Eukaryota; Fungi; Ascomycota; Dothideomycetes; Mycosphaerellales; Mycosphaerellaceae. The record is from RefSeq and is a predicted model, not a curated record. Bases 1 to 876 code for a protein of 291 amino acids. The transcript has a single exon.
AUGGCAAAGGUCAAGCUCGUCCUUUUUGAAGAUAAGAAAGCAUGUCUUGCAAGAACGACGAACGGCCGAACCUGUCUAAAGUCAGUCAGACCGUCCGACCGGAUUUCUGCAACGAGGUUAAUCCACAAGUUCACCGGCGAUGAAGGCUCCUAUGAUGAAACUGGCCUCGACCUCAAGAUCCUUAGUCUACUCAUCUGUGGCACGCAUCAAGACAAGAUCAGCGAUGACUUUCCAUCACAUGUGCUUCUCGUCGAAUAUCGAACAAAGUUCAAACAAUGGGCGGGCGAGCACGAACCAUUGCCAGCGAUCCAUCUCCGGCGAAGUGACGCUGGCUCACGGACUUGCACUGGCAACAAGCUGCGACAGCCAAUUGCAAAAGGCGAGAGUGAGAUUGGUAUCGUAUACCUCUUCACAUGUGAGGAUUUGCCAGAAAUGGUGAAUAUCGGAUUCGAGGGAGACCUGUCGGCCAUGGGUAGAAGAGUCAAAAAAUGGGGAAUGUGCCACGCCAAACCAAAGGCAGCAUUCUACCGGGAGACAUGCUUCCGGCAUAGAGUAGAAGAGCUUGUGCAUCGUCAGCUAAGCUGUCAGCGCUACGACGUCUCUUGCCCGGUAACAAAGUGCAAAUCCGAGUACCACAACGAAUGGUUCAAGUGCAGCGUCGAAGAAGCCAGCAUCAUCAUCGAUCAAUGGGUCACAUUGAUGAACGAAUGUACUCUGUAUGAUCACAGCUCGCGAAAACUCGAUCCUGCAUGGCAGAAUGAGGUGCGACUUGUGGCAAAUGCACAGGAAGAAGUCACCGCCCAGAGGCUUUUGACGACUGUGCAAAUUGACGGGCUUGCAAAUGCCUUCACGGCAACCUCCCUCGAGGACAACUGA